UGGGAAGCCCCUGACCAGCCACCAGAGGAGAGCAGAAGGUGAAGGGAAGGAGGUCACUGCUGAGUGUUCGUUUUAGACUUUGCUGGCUGAUUUUUCCUCCCCUGCUUCCUCCCAACAUGAGCCUGUGGCAGAGAUUGACCCCGCUGGUGUCCAAGGGGCGAAGUUUAGCCACGGCGUCGGCCAGCGCCGGGGGUCACCACGGGGACGGGACAGGAGCCAGGACAUGGAAGAUCCUGUCAUUUGUGGUGGCGCUGCCUGGCGUGGCUAUCUGCAUGCUGAACGCCUGGCUGCAGAUGGAGAAUCACCCCUACACGCCUGAGGAGUUCGUGCCCUACCACCACCUGCGCAUUCGCACCAAGCCAUUCCCCUGGGGUGAUGGGAACCACAGCCUCUUCCACAACCCCCACACCAACCCCCUGCCCACAGGCUACGAAGAAGCAAGGGGUCAUCACUGAGCCACCCGCCGUCGGCUCCCCCGGCCUAAUGACAAUAAACCUGAGUGGAUCUGUC
Messenger RNA from Malaclemys terrapin pileata, 510 nucleotides. RefSeq names its product cytochrome c oxidase subunit 6A2, mitochondrial-like. The transcript is spliced from 3 exons. Lineage: Eukaryota; Metazoa; Chordata; Testudines; Emydidae. The record is from RefSeq and is a predicted model, not a curated record. Gene Ontology annotation, molecular function: enzyme regulator activity. The coding region runs from base 117 to 455 and encodes 112 amino acids. Gene Ontology annotation, cellular component: mitochondrial inner membrane. Gene Ontology annotation, biological process: mitochondrial electron transport, cytochrome c to oxygen.